This is a messenger RNA of Penicillium pulvis, 945 nucleotides long. RefSeq lists its product as uncharacterized. The record is from RefSeq and is a predicted model, not a curated record. Lineage: Eukaryota; Fungi; Ascomycota; Eurotiomycetes; Eurotiales; Aspergillaceae. Bases 1 to 945 code for a protein of 314 amino acids. The transcript has 2 exons.
AUGGAUCAUAUCAUUCAUCCCGGUGGGGAAGUGAUCUUAAAUCUGCGCAAUCCAAACGCUUCUGUUGCCCAAGGAACGCCCAACGCUGCUCAAAACCCUCAAGAACAUGGCAAUGAUCCGAGUCCCGACAGUAAGAUGUCACCCGAGGACGAAGUCCUUUACAUGUUCCGAGUCCAAGUCUCUGCCCAGCAUUUGGUGUCUGCAUCUCCAGUUUUCAAGGAUUUACUUCCUGCCGACUGGGAGGAAAGAUUUUUGCAGAACGGCCCAGUUGAAAUUACCGCCGAGGGUUGGGACCUUCACGCGUUCUUAUGUUUCCUUUUUGCUAUCCAUAACAAGAGCUACCGCACGCCACGAAACCUGGAGACACUCGCCAAGGUUGCUGUCAUUGCGCAUUACUAUGAAUGCAGGGGUGCCCUUCAAAACAUGCUCGGAGCAUGGCUGCCACGUCUGCAGGCAAUGACUAUAAGAUGUUCCCGGGAUAUGAUUCUGUGGGUGUGGAUCUCCUGGUUCUUCCAUUUGCCCGUCCAUUUCAAUCACUCCACAUCGGCAGUCAUGACAUUUUAUGAAAAUGAAAUCAAGGACUUGGGGUUUCCAAUUCCCCCUCGACUCAUUAGAGCACUGAACAAAGGUAGAAGAAAGGCUAUCGAGUUCUUGCUCACGUCCCUUUCUGAAACACUCGAGGACUUCGAAUGGGGCGAUAUGGGCUGUGGGCAUGAGUGCAGGCGUAUCGUGUGUCAACAUCUCACCAGGUGGAUGAAGCGAUAUGAUCUCGACCCGGCACCCGAGGCCCCUUUCCCAAAUUUGAGCUACAACGCUAUCAUGGAGCACUUGGAGGCAUUCCAGAUCGGCGUUUGUGGCUGUGAUGAGUCAAAGUUCACAAUCUUUCCCCCCUAUUCGGAUUUGGAAGAGGACAUCGGAGGACUGCAUCUACCCCUUUAUGAUUAG